This is a messenger RNA of Nycticebus coucang (slow loris), 477 nucleotides long. RefSeq names its product N-alpha-acetyltransferase 38, NatC auxiliary subunit (gene NAA38). Gene Ontology annotation, molecular function: RNA binding. The transcript is spliced from 3 exons. The record is from RefSeq and is a predicted model, not a curated record. NCBI's taxonomy places the organism in Eukaryota, Metazoa, Chordata, Mammalia, Primates, Lorisidae. Gene Ontology annotation, cellular component: NatC complex. Bases 60 to 437 code for a protein of 125 amino acids.
GACCACCCGACCUGAAAGGUGCUUUGGAAUUGAAGGGCCUAGAAGAGGCCUAAAGGCAAAUGGCCGGAGCUGGACCGACCAUGCUGCUACGAGAGGAGAAUGGCUGUUGCAGUCGGCGUCAAAGCAGCUCCAGUGCCGGGGACUCCGACGGGGAGCGUGAGGACUCGCCGGCUGCGCGCGCCCGGCAGCAGCUAGAGGCGUUGCUCAACAAGACUAUGCGCAUUCGUAUGACAGAUGGACGGACAUUAGUCGGCUGCUUCCUCUGCACUGACCGCGACUGCAAUGUCAUCCUGGGCUCAGCGCAGGAGUUCCUCAAGCCGUCGGAUUCCUUCUCUGCCGGGGAGCCCCGUGUGCUGGGCCUGGCCAUGGUACCCGGACACCACAUCGUUUCUAUUGAGGUGCAUAGAGAGAACCUGACCGGGCCUCCGUAUCUCUGACUACAAUCGUGCAUGCCUUUCAGACUUUAUUAAACCUAUG